Staurois parvus is the source of this 356-nucleotide messenger RNA. The record is from the annotation of a GenBank genome assembly. NCBI's taxonomy places the organism in Eukaryota, Metazoa, Chordata, Amphibia, Anura, Ranidae.
CAGGGGUGUCAAACUGGCGGCCCUCCAGCUGUUGCGAAACUACAAGUCCCAUCAUGCCUCUGCCUUUGGGAGCCAUGCUUGUAACUGUCAGUCAUGCAAUGCCUCAUGGGACUUGUAGUUUCGCAAAAAGCUGGGGCCGCCAGUUUGACACCUGUGGCUUAGACCACAGGGGUGUCAAACUGGCGGCCCUCCAGCUGUUGCGAAACUACAAGUCCCAUCAUGCCUCUGCCUUUGGGAGCCAUGCUUGUAACUGUCAGUCAUGCAAUGCCUCAUGGGACUUGUAGUUUCGCAAAAAGCUGGGGCCGCCAGUUUGACACCUGUGGCUUAGAUAGAGGUGUCAACUGGCGGCCCUCCAG